AUGCCAGAAUCUUCGGAGGAGUCACCAUCGAGCAUUUCUGAUGAAGCUCCAAGUGCAAUCUCUUUGAUUUGCAAGUUCCAUAAAGCUUUGGAAGAUGCUUAUAAUGCCAAUUGGAGAAAAGAAAAUGAUUAUAUAUCACCAAGUUGCUUCUUGUAUCUUCUUGACCGCCUACUAAUCCUAGCAUUUAACGUCCAGCGAUUCUUUCUCACAACAAAAUCUUUAACUGUUGAAUGGCUUAUUUAUCAGCAAUGGAUGGCAAACCCAGCUGGCAGUUCUGCAACUGACUUUCAAUCAUCUCUGGCAGCUGUGUAUGACUUUGUGGUCUCCAUAAUUCAGCAGUUUCUUUAUAAUAGACGGGAUACAGAGGAAUGGAUUAAGAAAUCUAAAAUAAAUUUCGAGAACUAUUAUCCACUGCUGGUGACAAGACUGGUUAGUAUUUUGUGUUUAAUUUGUGUGAACUCUGGAAGAUAUUUUGAUAUACUUCCUCAGUUGCUUGGAAGGGGUAACAUUACUUCACAGCUACCAAAGGAACUCUGGCACGUUCUUCAGCGAAUGAGUAAGGACAAUGGAGUAAAUGUAAAUGCAAAUGUGCUUGCAGAAGCAUUCAAAUGGAUUGGAGAUCCUCUCGUGAUUGUGAGUUUGCCCAAUGAAUUGGGAUUUCCCUAUAGGUCCAGGUCAUUUCGGGGCACGCAGAUCAUUUAUGAUGAAAAGGAUGAGCUUCAAGAGAACGAUUCGGAGUUCUUGCAGAGUGGGCUUAUUCCCCAUAUACCGUCAUUGCUUCUUCUCCGGGAAAAGAAGUUCACAACCUGUGUGCCAAUAAAUUGUGCAAACUUCUUCUGUCCUGAUGCCAUUUUGGUGGACAUGGGGGUAACCCAUUGCCGGGAGGAUAUUAUAAGAGUCUUGUUUCCUGGGAACACCAGAGCUCCCCCUGGACAGACUGCUUCUGCUGAAGCAGAUAUGUCUAAUUCUUGCAAGAAAGGAAUUUCUUUGAAUAGCGAGGAUGGAUCGAACGUACUUACUGUGACAUCUUCUAACUUUUCUCCCAUAGAAGAUCAGAACAUGAACACAAAGAAUGAAAAUGAUCAAGACNAGCGAGGAUGGAUCGAACNUGCUUCUGCUGAAGCAGAUAUGUCUAAUUCUUGCAAGAAAGGAAUUUCUUUGAAUGGCGAGGAUGGAUCGAACGUACUUACUGUGACAUCUUCUAACUUUUCUCCCGUAGAAGAUCAGAACAUGAACACAAAGAAUGAAAAUGAUCAAGACAUGANCGAACGUACUUACUGUGACAUCUUCUAA
Messenger RNA from Ilex paraguariensis (yerba mate), 1293 nucleotides. Lineage: Eukaryota; Viridiplantae; Streptophyta; Magnoliopsida; Aquifoliales; Aquifoliaceae. The record is from the annotation of a GenBank genome assembly.